Molecule: messenger RNA, 451 nt
Organism: Kickxella alabastrina
Lineage: Eukaryota; Fungi; Kickxellomycota; Kickxellomycetes; Kickxellales; Kickxellaceae
Product: peptidyl-prolyl cis-trans isomerase A2
Exons: 1
Coding region: 45-359 (104 amino acids)
Biological process (GO): protein peptidyl-prolyl isomerization
Molecular function (GO): peptidyl-prolyl cis-trans isomerase activity
Source: RefSeq, a predicted model, not a curated record
UUGGCUACUCCGGCAGCUCUUUCCACCGUGUGAUCCCCCAGUUCAUGCUCCAGGGCGGUGACUUCACCAACCACAACGGCACUGGUGGCAAGUCGAUCUAUGGCGAGAAGUUUGCUGACGAGAACUUUGAGCUCAAGCACACUGAGCCUGGACUUUUGUCGAUGGCUAAUUCUGGCAAGAACACCAAUGGGUCGCAGUUCUUUAUUACUACGGUUCCUUGCUCGUGGCUUGACGGCAAGCACGUCGUGUUUGGUAAGGUCAUUACUGGCCUGGAUGUGGUCAAGAAGAUUGAGGCUCUUGGAUCGGCGAAUGGAAAGCCCUCGAAGAAGAUUGUUAUUGAGGAUUGCGGCCAGCUGUAAAUUUUAUACCGCCCUUUUUUGAUUUCUACACUUGAACAAUAUCUUUUUGAAAUUGCAUACACAGUAACAAAAAUACGAGUACAAUAAAAAAG